AUGUUUUUUAUCAUUGGGAAAAACUCAAAGAAAAAUGAAGAGAGGAAUAAAAAUCCUGUAUUGAGGGAAUUGCUUCAACAGCCCCUUAAACAAGCACAGGAACCCCCAAAACGGUCACCCCCAAAACAACAAGAACAACAAAAACAAAACAUGUCUCCGAAGAACUUCUCGGACUUCCAAACCCUAUGGAGCAAUCUCCAAUUGGAGUUGGAUUUGAAAAACUUUGAUUCUGGCAACUCUCCACAAGAAGAAGAACAACAUAUUUCUCCAACCCUUGACUUCUCGGAUAUGGACGAUCAAAGUGUACUUUUCCAAAAGUAUCUGGUACCCGAGAAGCCCACACCAGCUCCGCGGUUGGAGACAUCAGAAAAGACAUCUCCACCAGUGAGGACCAUCCUCAAAAAAGUAAAAUCAGCACCAUGCAGGUCAACAAAAAACCCAGAGUCCACAAUUGUCCACCCAACGUUUAUCCCUAUAACACAACCAAAAGAAUCGGAGAGUAUCACCCCAUCACACAACUCCGCCUUUACCACCAUCUCCCCAAGAAAUAUCCUUCAAGAAAACGAAGCAUUCACAGGCGUAGAGGAUUCUAUCCUAACCGAACUAAGAAGACGUCAUAGACUGAAAAGGAGAAUGGUGCAGAGAAUACCUGCUGUGCACCCCUAUCCUCUCCAUCAAGAUCUGAAGUCUCUGAGAGAACUGAAAGAGGCCAUGAGUGUCAACCUCCAACAGAUGGACACCCUUAUCAACUAUCUGGAGGACUUUUUCAGAUUAAGGAGGGUGAAUUUUGUUUCCGUGUGAAAACCGUUCGUUACUGGAACUAUCUAGAUUAAAUGGAUAUUAACUUCAAGGUGUAGCUUAAGCCUUUGGUUGUGUAUCUAGACAUUGUGUUGAACCGACAAUAUCGUGAAAUAUGAAGAAUUGUACGCGUCUUCCUAUCCUGAAUACCGUGAUAAACGAUAGACAAUAAAUUUACUUCUUAUGUGUACAGUUGUCAAAAACAGACAUUGAGUUUAACUUUUUUUAUGUUGUUCUACAUGUACAUUUGACUAGAAUUUAAUUGUAUAUUUUAGUUUAGAGGAUAAACAAAAUUAUGUUCUUGUAUAUCUAUAUAAUAUUAAUCAAUUUAUAUUCAAUAUUCAAAAAGGUUU
Molecule: messenger RNA, 1151 nt
Organism: Saccostrea cuccullata (small rock oyster)
Lineage: Eukaryota; Metazoa; Mollusca; Bivalvia; Ostreida; Ostreidae
Exons: 4
Coding region: 1-801 (266 amino acids)
Source: RefSeq, a predicted model, not a curated record